AUGACUGACACUGUGCUGAGCAACAGCUCCAACCGUUGGAUGUGUCCCAGUGAUCGGCCCCUUCAGUCAAAUGAUAAAGAACAGCGGCUGGUGGACCGCCUGGAGAGCAUGAGGAAGAACGUGGCCGGGGAUGGUGUGAACCGCUGCAUACUGUGUGGAGAACAGCUGGGGAUGCUAGGCUCCGCCUGUGUCGUGUGUGAAGACUGUAAGAAGAAUGUCUGCACCAAGUGUGGGGUGGAAACCUCCAACAACCGCCCACAUCCCGUGUGGCUGUGCAAAAUCUGCAUUGAGCAGAGAGAGGUGUGGAAGCGUUCUGGAGCGUGGUUCUUCAAGGGCUUCCCCAAACAGGUCCUCCCACAGCCCAUGCCUAUAAAGAAGACCAAACCCCAGCAGCCCGUCAGCAAGCCUGUGGCCCCAGAACAACCCACCCCUGAGCCCAAGCACACUGCCCGGGCUCCAGCUCGAGGUGACGCUGAAGACAGGAAGGGCCCAGGUCAGAAGACAGGCCCUGACCUGGCCUCUGCUCCUGGGCGGGGAAGCUAUGGACCCCCUGUUCGCAGAGCCUCCGAGGCACGAAUGAGCUCGGCUGGCCGGGAUUCAGAGAGCCGGGACCACGGGCACGGUGGCCCUGCGGGUGACUCCAGCCAGAGCCCAGUAGGCUUGACAAGGUCAAGGUCAACAAGAAAUGAGAGAGAGUGGUGAACACCCACUGAUGUCACGUCCUCUUCUCCAACCCUCUUUUCCCACUCAGGACCCCCAGGAGUCAGCAGGCUGGGCCCUGGGCCAGCAGGACGCUUUCCAGAUCAAAGACCAGAGCUGGCUCCCAGUGACCCCAGCUAUCGAGGAGCCCCUGCCGCACCUCGGGAGGAGAGAACAGGGGGAGCUGGGGGCUACCCGGCAGCUGGAGCCAGAGAAGACCGAGUGAGCCACCCACCCGGCCCCUACUCCCAAGCCGCUGCUGCUUCCCCACCGCCUGCCGCUGCCCCUGCCCGCCAGCCCCCACCCCCAGAUGAGGAAGAGGAAGAAGCCAACAGCUACGAUUCGGAUGAAGCAACCACCCUGGGCGCCCUGGAGUUCAGCCUUCUCUAUGACCAGGACAACAGCUCCCUACACUGUACCAUCAUCAAGGCCAAGGGACUGAAGCCCAUGGACUCCAAUGGCUUGGCUGAUCCCUAUGUUAAGCUGCAUCUCCUGCCAGGAGCCAGCAAGUCCAACAAGCUUCGGACAAAAACCCUACGGAACACAAGGAACCCUAUCUGGAAUGAGACUCUUGUCUAUCACGGCAUCACGGACGAGGACAUGCAGAGGAAGACCCUCAGGAUCUCUGUCUGUGACGAGGACAAGUUCGGCCACAAUGAGUUUAUCGGUGAGACCAGAUUCUCACUCAAGAAGCUGAAGCCCAACCAGAGGAAGAACUUCAACAUCUGCCUGGAGCGGGUCAUCCCAAUGAAGCGUGCUGGGACCACUGGGUCAGCCCGAGGCAUGGCGCUGUAUGAGGAGGAGCAGGUGGAGCGCAUCGGUGACAUCGAGGAGCGAGGCAAGAUCCUAGUGUCCCUUAUGUACAGCACCCAGCAAGGAGGCCUCAUUGUGGGCAUCAUACGCUGCGUCCACCUGGCCGCCAUGGACGCCAAUGGCUACUCAGACCCCUUCGUCAAGCUCUGGCUGAAACCAGACAUGGGAAAGAAGGCCAAACAUAAGACUCAAAUUAAGAAGAAAACCUUGAAUCCUGAAUUUAAUGAGGAGUUUUUCUAUGACAUCAAACACAGUGACCUGGCGAAGAAGUCCCUGGACAUCUCAGUCUGGGACUAUGACAUUGGCAAGUCCAAUGACUACAUUGGUGGCUGCCAGCUGGGGGUCUCAGCCAAGGGAGAACGCUUAAAACACUGGUACGAGUGUCUGAAAAACAAGGACAAGAAAAUCGAGCGCUGGCACCAACUGCAGAAUGAGAACCACGUGUCGAGCGAUUAG
Molecule: messenger RNA, 1968 nt
Organism: Orycteropus afer afer
Lineage: Eukaryota; Metazoa; Chordata; Mammalia; Tubulidentata; Orycteropodidae
Source: RefSeq, a predicted model, not a curated record